AUGGCGGGCGGGCGGGCGGCCUGGGACCCCAGGGCCGCGCUGAGCCCCGAUGCCCGGCCCCUGGGCGAGCCCGGACAGCCCUGGGGUGCCGGCGUCGCCAGUCACCGCUGUCCCGGGGGCGUGUCGUGGUGGCGGCAGAAGCAGACGGACGAGGCGGCCCAGACGGACAGCCAGCCGGCCCUCCCCCCCGGCCCCUCGGAGAAGCAGCAGCCCAAGCGGCUACACGUGUCCAACAUCCCCUUCCGGUUCAGGGACCCCGACCUGCGGCAAAUGUUCGGGCACUCGCAGGGUUUCGGGUUUGUAACUUUUGAAACUAGCUCAGAUGCUGACCGAGCCCGGGAGAAGCUGAAUGGGACGAUCGUAGAGGGACGGAAAAUCGAGGUCAAUAACGCCACCGCCCGCGUCAUGACCAACAAGAAGACCGCCAACCCUUAUACCAACGGCUGGAAGCUGAACCCCGUGGUGGGCGCGGUCUACGGGCCUGAAUUCUACGCGGCUCAGCGGCCCCGGCAGAGUCGGGCGGGGGGCACCCUGCGCGGCAGCGACGAGUGGACCCCCAAGUGGCGAGCACCUCCCCUGGCAUCAGCCAAGCCCCCGCCCGAAUCAGCCUGCCGGGCUGUUCGAAUCAGCGGGGCGCCCUGCAGGCGCGGCGGGCCGCGGCCACGUCCGGAGUGA
Molecule: messenger RNA, 675 nt
Organism: Condylura cristata (star-nosed mole)
Lineage: Eukaryota; Metazoa; Chordata; Mammalia; Eulipotyphla; Talpidae
Gene: RBFOX3
Product: RNA binding protein, fox-1 homolog (C. elegans) 3
Exons: 6
Coding region: 1-675 (224 amino acids)
Biological process (GO): regulation of alternative mRNA splicing, via spliceosome; nervous system development
Cellular component (GO): cytoplasm; nucleus
Molecular function (GO): mRNA binding
Source: RefSeq, a predicted model, not a curated record